AUUAAAACUACUAAUACAGAUGAAAUUGAUUCGGAAUCUAAUGACCUGGAAGAGAAUGAUGAGAAAGAAAUUAAAAAUCUCAUAGAGGAUAAGACCCCCGAAAAAAUAAAUUAUAUUGAUGUGUCAGAUUCUGAUUUAUCAGAGAAUGAUUCCAUUUCUCGAGAAGGUACACCAUGUUCCCCAUGUAUUUUGAAUUUAUAUAUGUUAUUAUUAAUAAUUAUAUCAAUUAAAGAACAAGAAAACACCAUUGAAGAAGAGGAUGAUAGAUACGAUUAUUUUUCGCCAUUAUCUGUUUUGCAAAAGUAUCGUGUAAAAGAAAACACAUCUCCUUAUGAUUAUGAACAGUGGUCCAAAUUAUUAAAAAGACCCAAUGUAAUCAAGAAAACUAAUCAUCACGAAAUAGAACCAUUUAUUAAACACCUAUUUUAUAAUAUGGAUUUAUCUCAAGCUCGUUCGAAAUGGGAUGAACUUCAAAAUAUAAAUGCACCUGAAUAUAAGAAUGAGUUUUCAUACAAGAAUGACGAAUGGAAGAAAAUACGAUGGUGGAUCCAUCAAGUAAUUGGGCAAUUCCUGGAUGCAUUUGAGUCAUUUCAAAACCCUUUAUUAGAACACAAUUGUAACGAACGUCAAUGGACAGGGGAUUAUAUAAUUCCUCUAAUGCAAGGUGUUUUAAAAUUAGAUGGUAGAUAUCUUGCCCUUUGGGGAGAAGCUUCGGUUUUAGCAACUCAACGGUGUCGUAAUAAUAAUAAAGAUAUAAAUACUAAAAGAGUAACACGAAGUCACCUAGCCGAUUUUUUAUGCAAAUAUGAACAAAAUGAAAUAGUCUGUGGGCUUGUAUGUUUACAUGACAGAAGUUCAAAUUUACAUUAUGGAAAAGCGAGAAAUAUAUUUCUUCAUUAUUUAAAAUCGUUUAAUUUACCGAUAUCAUUUUCUUCAUAUAAUAAUCCGAAAUUUGCAUUAAGAACAAUGUGGAAUAUCUAG
Diversispora eburnea is the source of this 981-nucleotide messenger RNA. NCBI's taxonomy places the organism in Eukaryota, Fungi, Glomeromycota, Glomeromycetes, Diversisporales, Diversisporaceae. The record is from the annotation of a GenBank genome assembly.